Salvelinus namaycush (lake trout) is the source of this 3209-nucleotide messenger RNA. RefSeq names its product zinc finger protein 189-like. The transcript is spliced from 2 exons. Gene Ontology annotation, biological process: regulation of transcription by RNA polymerase II. Lineage: Eukaryota; Metazoa; Chordata; Actinopteri; Salmoniformes; Salmonidae. Gene Ontology annotation, molecular function: DNA-binding transcription factor activity; RNA polymerase II cis-regulatory region sequence-specific DNA binding. The record is from RefSeq and is a predicted model, not a curated record. The coding region runs from base 85 to 1380 and encodes 431 amino acids.
GUUUUGAUUUUGCAUUCAAGCUUGUGUGGAGUAAAGACUUACUGACUGGACUGACUAGGCUACCCAACUCUUAUUCGACUGAAAAUGUUUAAACUACAGUUGUUGCGUGUGUUUUUAAAUGAGCGUUUAACGGCGGCUGCUGUGGAGAUUUUUGGGGCAGUUGAGAAAACGGUAAUGGAGUACCAGGAGGAGAAUGAUCGGCUACGGAGACUGCUGCGGAUCACACCGGAGCUCAUUACACCAGAGAUACAACUAUGUCGAACUGACUCCCUGCAGCUCUCUCUCUCUGAAGAGCAGGUUCCCCAUGAGCAGCAGCACUGUGAGCAGGAGUGGAGCCCCAGUCUGGGACAGGAGGAUUCAGAGACCACACAGAUUAAAGAAGAACAGGAGGAAGUCAGCACCAGUCAGGAGGAAGAGCAGCUUCAAGGGUUCUUUGACACCAAAGCCUCCAUAUUUACUCCUUCCUGUGUGAAAAGUGAAUGUGAUCAGGAGGAAUCACUUCAUUCCCUGACUCUUCCCCAAACCCGGACUGUGGAGAACAGAGAGAGUGACUCUAAACCAAUGAAUCUCAAACCUUUUGGCAUUGUGACCCGCCUAAAGGAUCUCAACAUUCUGUAUGACCCUCCAGAUAAUCAAAACAAUGCUUUCAUCCUCAGCUCAGCCGUAAGCAGCGACCCAGUAGGACUUUACAGCAGCCCACCAUUGGAUCCCAACCCACCAAUGGAGAAACAGUGUUUCAUACCCAGCACAUCUAGAAAAACUCACCACUGCCGUGACUGUGGUGAAACAUUUGCACUGAAAGCUGACCUGCAGAGGCAUGUGACUCACACCAGGAAGAGACCCAGUGAAUGCCUCUUCUGCAAAAAACUCUAUAACUCCACCUGUAAACUGAAGGCCCAUGUCAGGCUCUGUCAUGGUGGGAAACCCUGCACCUGCCCCUUUUGUGGAAAGACCUUCAAACAAAAAGGACAUCUGUCCAGGCACAUGAGUAUUCACACAGGAGAGAAACCAUUUUGCUGUGGUGACUGUUGGAAAAGCUUCAAUCGUAAGGAGCACCUUACCAGGCAUAUACGCAUUCACAGAGGAGAGAAACCUUUUAGCUGUGGUGACUGUGGGAGAAGCUUCAAUCGCAAGGAGCACCUAACUGAACAUAGACAGACUCACACAGGAGAAAAACAACAUGGCUGCUCAGUCUGUGGUAAAAGAUUCACUCGGAAGACUCAUCUACUGAAACAUAUGGAUAAUAUCCACAAAGAGAGGAAAACAGACAGAAGAAAGAAAAUCUUCAGUCAGAAGAUGGGAAUAAAAAGGCAGAAUGUGGACAACACUCUUAGGAAAGGAAAGCAACUCCAGACCAUUCAUACUAUGGGUCUCAGAUAAAUAAAUCUUUGAAUGUAAAUUAAGUUUGAUCAUUACCUCAUCAUUCAAAUCAAACAGUACAGAGUAUUGUAGGAAAUUCACAGGUCUGCUGUAAUAAUAAUAAUAAUAAGUAAUAAUUCAUUACAUUUGUAAAGGGCUUUUAAUUAUACAGAAUAAUCUCAAAGUGCAUAAAAUGAAAACCCCCAAAAUAUAUAUUAAUGGACACAAUUACACGGGGCAACUGACAGAUGACGCUACAAGGGACAUGGACAAGGAGGGAUAUUGCCAUGAAUACACUGGAAAGUCAGCAGGAGGGGUUUGAAUUCAGUCUGGAAUGAGAUGGGGAGCCAGUACAGAGAUGCCAGGGUGGGGGUGAUGUGAUGGUGUUGAGAUGGGGAGCCAGUACAGAGAUGCCAGGAUGGGGGUGAUGUGAUGGUGUUAAGAUGGGGAGCCAGUACAGAGAUGCCAGGAUGGGGGUGAUGUGAUGGUGUUGAGAUGGGGAGCCAGUACAGAGAUGCCAGGAUGGGGGUGAUGUGAUGGUGUUGAGAUGGGGAGCCAGUACAGAGAUGCCAGGAUGGGGGUGAUGUGAUGGUGUUGAGAUGGGGAGCCAGUACAGAGAUGACAGGAUGGAGGUGAUGUGAUGGUGUUGAGAUGGGGAGCCAGUACAGAGAUGCCAGGAUGGAGGUGAUGUGAUGGGGAGCCAGUACAGAGAUGAUGUGAUGGGGGUGAUGUGAUGGUGUUGAGAUGGGGAGCCAGUACAGAGAUGCCAGGAUGGGGGUGAUGUGAUGGUGUUGAGAUGGGGAGCCAGUACAGAGAUGCCAGGAUGGGGGUGAUGUGAUGGUGUUGAGCCAGUACAGAGAUGCCAGGAUGGGGGUGAUGUGAUGGUGUUGAGAUGGGGAGCCAGUACAGAGAUGCCAGGAUGGGGGUGAUGUGAUGGUGUUAAGAUGGGGAGCCAGUACAGAGAUGCCAGGAUGGGGGUGAUGUGAUGGUGUUGAGAUGGGGAGCCAGUACAGAGAUGCCAGGAUGGGGGUGAUGUGAUGGUGUUAAGAUGGGGAGCCAGUACAGAGAUGCCAGGAUGGGGGUGAUGUGAUGGUGUUGAGAUGGGGAGCCAGUACAGAGAUGCCAGGAUGGGGGUGAUGUUGAGAUGGGGAGCCAGUACAGAGAUUCCAGGAUGGAGGUGAUGUGAUGGUGUUGAGAUGGGGAGCCAGUACAGAGAUGCCAGGAUGGAGGUGAUGUGAUGGUGUUGAGAUGGGGAGCCAGUACAGAGAUGCCAGGAUGGAGGUGAUGUGAUGGGGAGCCAGUACAGAGAUGAUGUGAUGGGGGUGAUGUGAUGGUGUUGAGAUGGGGAGCCAGUACAGAGAUGCCAGGAUGGGGGUGAUGUGAUGGUGUUGUGAUGGGGAGCCAGUACAGAGAUGCCAGGAUGGGGGUGAUGUGAUGGUGUUGAGAUGGGGAGCCAGUACAGAGGUGCCAGGAUGGGGGUGAUGUGAUGGUGUUUCGCACUCUCAUCAGGAUCCUGGCAGGGCUGUUCUGGAUGUACUGGAGACUUUGGGACUGACAGGGAUCCAGGUGAAGACUGUGUUGUAGUCCUGGAGACUCCUGACAGGGAUCCUGGUGAAGACUGUGUUGUAGUCCUGGAGACUCCUGACAGGGAUCCUGGUGAAGAGUACGUUGCAGUAGUCCAGCCUUGCAGAGAUAAAGGCAUGGACAAGCUGUACAAAGUCUUUAUCAUGUUUUUAUAUCAUUACAAAUAGGAAUAUCUGGUCGUUUGAUUCAGAAUGUCUCUCAGGGUGAUGAGAUAAUAGUCGGAUGGAUGUUAUCGAUACAUGAAAUAAAAUUCCAGAAAAGGUCUC